AUGUCUCAUUCGCCUGAUUUGGGUAGAGUAAACCCACAGCCGUUGUUGCAGCAUUCGCUGGAACAUUCUCAAUACGCAUUUCCACCUCCCAUUCAGCCAUAUUCACAGACUUACUCUCAAACUUAUUCCGCUCCUCUAAAGCCCGACGGACUUCGCUCUACUUUUCUACCUUUUGAAUCAUCAUACUCUGCAUCGAACGUAGCCGUUAACGACAGAUUGAGUUCUGUUUCCUUUAUUAAUACGAUAUAUCAGAAAAAAAAGUUGCAUGAACCGCCAAACUACGAGUUUACACAAGCUGGCAACGGUCAGUUUCUAGCAACAUUAAAUUUCUUCGGCAAGACCUUUCAAAGCAUCGUACCUAGGCCGAAGAAACAAGAUGCGAAGGAAGAAGUAGCCCGUAUAGCCGUCGGCAAAUUACAACAAAUGGAACCACGCCUGGUUGAGGAAAUUCAAAGGGAGUUGGAACGAUCAAAUAAAACUGCAAAACCACAGAGACGUAUGGAGACUAGCACGCUAAAAUGUGAAACUUGGCUGAAGAAACAAGAUAAAAACAAACGACCGUGCGUUUCACUUCUCGAGUUCUGUCAAACUUUUAAAUUUGGGACCCCGGUAUACAAACAAUCACACGAUUUCCAAGGCAAUUACAUCUUUGAAGUAGAAGUAGGAAGCAAACGAUUCAAAAGUACUCACGCAAUGUUUAGUAAAAAGGAGGCACAAGAUCUUGUGGCGAAAGUGGCACUUGAUGCUUUAUUCCAGGAACAACAAAAAAAGGAGCACGACGAACAAGAGAUGUUUAAAAUACCUAAAUAUUCUCCGGGACUCGCGGGCCGAGACGUCUUCAGUUCAUAUUAUGCUGAAGAUGAAAAAUUCUACGACCAUAGCGGUCGGCAAUCUUGUUCUUACGCUGGUACAGAAAAUGUCGAACCAGCUUUUCCUACAGUUUCUGGCACCUCAAUUCCUGGAUGUGCUCCGAUAGGACAAUUAUUUGGUCAACCGGUCGAGCGCGAGUCCACAACUACAAGUUCAUCAUACUAUUCCGUGCCUAUCGGUGUACCGAUGGAGAAUGCCAGAAAUGAUGACCGUGUUCCGUUUCCACCUAGCUUAACGACCAGCGGUCUUGGCCCUCCCCCAAGGAGUGAAAUAGUGGAGCCCAUGACACCAAAUAUGUACAUGCCUCAUAUGCCAACACAACAUCCGCCGACAUCUUCAACACACAAUAUGCCGCAAGUUUUUAUGUCGUCGCCGAGUCAGAAUUCAUAUUACAUGCAAUCACCUUUCGGCACAGCUUCUCGAAGCUCAAUGUAUAAUUCUUCAUACACAUAUUCUAAUACACCGAAGAAAAGAUACGUUAGUCUUCUAUAUGAGGCUGCGCAAGCACGCAAGUGGGAAGCGCCCAAUUUCACCAUGCAUAGUACUUCAGCCGGUGGUUUUCUUGGCGAGGUGCGAUUCAUGGGACAUAUAUUUUGUGGGAGAACCGCAUUUCCUAAGAAAGCAGAAGCUAAGGAGAACGUAUCCGAACUUGCAUAUAAAUUCUAUGUUGACAAUCUUAAUAAGCAAAUGAUGUAA
This is a messenger RNA of Paraglomus brasilianum, 1566 nucleotides long. The record is from the annotation of a GenBank genome assembly. Lineage: Eukaryota; Fungi; Glomeromycota; Glomeromycetes; Paraglomerales; Paraglomeraceae.